AUUUUGUUUGUCGUGACGUACUCGGAAGUGUGCUCAGCUGCUGCAGCUAGCAGCGGCUAACAGCUCCGACAGAGACACACAGCAGACAGUGUGUCCGUGGAUGGAAGUUUGCAGCUCCACGAUGGGACCGGAGAGAGUCUUGCCGAACUCUGAGGACGAGCUGGGGGAGGACGAGCGCCCGGCCGACGGAGCGCUGCUGCCCGUGUGGAGUGGGGGGGAGGGAGGGGGUGAGGAGGAGGAGGUGGGAGAGAUGGAGCUGGAGGGAGAGGAGGAGGAGGAGGAGGAAGAGGAGGAGGAGGAGGAGAACAGUGGAGGGUAUUAUUACCAACCUCUGAACCAGGACCCUGAAGGCGUGAACGGCGGCGAGCAGCCGGGGGAGGAGAGGGGGGAGGAGGAGGAGCCCUCCCCCACCGAGCAGGUGCAGCACAGGAUACAGGUGAUGGGUCUGCACCUGCCUGAAGCUCCGCCCCCAGAGAGCGACGAGGAGGACGACCCUGAGGGGGCGGCGGCCCAGAGGAGCCGAGCCUCCAUCCCCAUGGACGCAGGUCACGUGGAGCUGGUGAAGAGGACGAUGGCGGCUGUGGCGUUGCCGUCUCUGGCCGUGCCGUCGUGGGCCACAGAGAUCUCAGACGACCAGUGGAAGGACAUGGUCCAGAGCACGCUGCAGAGCCGGCAGAGCGCCGGUGCCCUGCGCCUCACCCGCAGGGGCAACAUCAACGGUCCCUGAACGCACCGCCACAGCUUCAUCAAUCUUUACUGACUCUCUACUGUCCCUGAACGCACCGCCACGGCUUCAUCAACCUCUACUGACUCUCUACUGUCCCUGAACGCACCGCCACGGCUUCAUCAACCUCUACUGACUCUCUACUGUCCCUGAACGCACCGCCACGGCUUCAUCAACCUCUACUGACUCUCUACUGUCCCUGAACGCACCGCCACGGCUUCAUCAACCUCUACUGACUCUCUACUGUCCCUGAACGCACCGCCACGGCUUCAUCAAC
This is a messenger RNA of Micropterus salmoides (largemouth bass), 1001 nucleotides long. RefSeq names its product male-enhanced antigen 1-like. The record is from RefSeq and is a predicted model, not a curated record. Gene Ontology annotation, biological process: spermatogenesis. Lineage: Eukaryota; Metazoa; Chordata; Actinopteri; Centrarchiformes; Centrarchidae. The transcript is spliced from 4 exons. Bases 101 to 727 code for a protein of 208 amino acids.